AGGAAAAAAGCGGUCUCCAAGUAUCUAUAGGUGCGGCCAGUACAUGUUUGAGUUGGGUUUUUUUAUUCUAUGGAUUACUGAAAACCCAAAAUGUUGUCAUUUAUUUGCAUAAAAUGACAAAUGGUCCCCAAAAGAGGUCCAAUGUCUCGUUGUUGCUUUGUUUGCCCAGAUGUGACCUGGAUUCCUUGAGUAGAGAUGCGAGCAGUUGCCAGCCUGCCUCCUUUCACCUUUUUUCCGCGUUGCCGGUCCUCAGGCCUGUCACCGCAUCCCUCCUCUCCGCUUCCGCUGCGUGCGUCCGAGGAGGAAGAGGAGGAGGAGGAGGAGGAGGACGAGGACGAGGACGAGGAGGCGGCACACCGGCAGGAGGAUCUUCUUCUUCUUCUCCUUCUUCUUCUUCUUCUUCUUCUUCUGAUAAGACUCCCUACCACUUAACAGCCCUCCCCAACACUCCUCCCCCCCCCCCCCUCAGGGAGGGUGCGUUUUCGUGUUUUAAAAAAAAAAACCCCAACAACCAAAACUUGUUUGCUUUUGUUUGGGGAAUGUUGCGGUUGAUGCGCGCGCCGUGCGUCGCCGCCGCCGACGAUCGCCGCGUGUGACGGGAGGAGGAGAAGCGCGCACGGGAGCCUCGCGCGGACUUUUUUCUUUUUGUUUUUUUUGGGGUGCUCCGCGGGGCUUGCGGGCUUGAGCGGGGGUCGCCCCCGCGACGACCGGCGAGUGGGAUAUCAUCGUCAUCGCCGCCACAAGCCGAGAAGUCCGAGUAGCCGAGUGACCUACUUUUUUGUUUGUUAGCGUUGUUGUCAUUUUUGUAAAUGGAUCCUCUCAUUUGUGCGGACACAAACGGUCAUUUUGUCAGUUUUUCGGCGGAAUAAAUCAGCCUUUUUUUUUGCCCUGCCCCAUUGCGCUGAAUUGGAGGAUUUGCGCGCCACUCGUGGAUGUUCGAAUAUGCUAGAAUGAGUCCACUCGCGUUCAUCCUGGUGGCUGGAUUAUUGCGCGUCCAAGUUGAUGGAUCCCGUCUGCGCCAGGAGGACUCGCCGCCCCGGAUCGCCGAACACCCCUCUGACCUGAUCGUGUCCAAGGGCGAGCCGGCGACCCUCAACUGCAAAGCCGAGGGCCGGCCCACGCCCACGGUGGAGUGGUACAAGGACGGCGAGCGGGUGGAGACGGACAAGGACGACCCGCGCUCGCACCGCAUGCUGCUGCCCAGCGGCUCGCUCUUCUUCCUGCGCAUCGUGCACGGGCGGCGGAGCAAACCGGACGAGGGCGCCUACGUGUGCGUGGCCCGCAACUACCUGGGCGAGGCCGUCAGCCGCAACGCCUCCUUGGAAGUCGCACUGCUGCGAGACGACUUCCGGCAGAACCCGAGCGACGCGGUGGUGGCGGCGGGCGAGCCGGCCAUCCUGGAGUGCGUUCCUCCCAGAGGUCACCCCGAACCCGCCAUCUACUGGAAAAAGGACAAAGUGCGCAUUGAAGACAGGGACGACAGAGUCACGAUACGUGGCGGGAAGCUGAUGAUCUCCAACACCAAAAAAAGUGACGCCGGCAUGUACAUCUGUGUGGGCACCAACAUGGUGGGAGAACGGGACAGCGAAACGGCACAAGUCACCGUGUUUGAGCGACCGACCUUCCUCCGCCGGCCCAUCAACCAGGUGGUGCUGGAGGACGAGAUGGUGGAGUUCCGCUGCCAGGUGCAGGGAGACCCCCAGCCCAACGUGCGCUGGAGGAGGGACGACGUCGACGUUCCUCGCGGGAGGUACGAAAUCAAAUACGACAAGGACGACUACGUGCUGAGGGUGAAGAAGGCGUCCGUCAACGAUGAGGGCACCUUCAGCUGCGUGGCGGAGAACCGCGUGGGCAAGCUGGAGGCCUCCGCCACCCUCACCGUCCGAGACGGCCGUGUCGCUGCCCCGCAGUUCGUCAUCCGUCCCAGGGACCAGAUCGUGGCCCAAGGACGCACUGCCACUUUCCCGUGCGAGACCAAAGGCAACCCUCAGCCUGCAGUAUUUUGGCAGAAGGAAGGAAGUCAGAAUUUGCUGUUCCCCAACCAGCCGCAGCAGCCCAACAGCCGCUUCUCGGUGUCGCCCGGCGGCGCCCUCACCGUCGCCUCGGUGCAGCGGGCCGACGCCGGCUACUACAUCUGCCAGGCGCUGACCGUCGCUGGCAGCAUCCUGGCCAAGGCGCAGCUCGAGGUCACAGAUGUCCUGUCGGAUAGACCGCCGCCCGUCAUCCGCCGAGGCCCCUCCAACCAGACGCUUGCCGUGGACGGCGUGGCCCUGCUCAAGUGCCAGGCGUCGGGCGACCCCAUCCCCUCCGUCAGCUGGCUUAAGGAUGGCGUCAGUCUGCUGGGGAAGGACCCCCGCAUGUCCCUGCAGGAACUGGGCAGCCUGCAGAUUACCAAUAUAAAGCUCUCGGACUCGGGGAUCUACACGUGCGUGGCGACCAGCUCGAGCGGAGAGACGUCUUGGAGCGCUUUCCUCGAAGUCAAAGAAGCCGGCGGCGCAACGCUCACCAAGAACCACGACGACGACGAGCUCCCAGGCCCGCCCUCCAAGCCUCAGGUCACCGACGUCACCAAGAACAGCGUGUCUCUAUCGUGGCAGGCCGGCUUGGUCGGCGCGUCGCCCGUCAGCUCCUUUGUCAUCGAGGCCUUCAGCCAGUCGGUGAGCAACAGCUGGCAAACGGUGGCGGAUCACGUGAAGACCACUCAGUUCACCGUCAAGGGUCUGCGCCCCAACACCAUCUACCUGUUCAUGGUCCGAGCGGUCAACGGCCAGGGCGUGAGCGACCCGAGUCCCAUGUCGGAGCCCGUCAGAACGCAAGACAUCAGUCCUCCGGCUCAGGGCGUGGACCACCGGCACGUGCAGAAAGAGCUCGGCGAGGUGAUUGUUCGCUUGCACAACCCCGUGGUGUUGAGUCCCACGGCCAUCCAGGUCACGUGGAUGGUGGACCGCCAGUCCCAGUUCAUCCAAGGCUACAGAGUUCUGUACAGGCAGACGUCAGGGCUGCCCUCGCCGGGACACUGGCAGACGCAGGACGUGAAGGUCCCGUCGGAGCGCGGCGUGGUCUUGUCGUCUCUGAAGAAGGGCAUCGUGUACGAGAUCAAGGCGCGGCCUUACUUCAACGAGUUCCAAGGCAUGGACAGCGAAUCCAAGACGGCACGAACCACCGAGGAAGCCCCCAGUGCGCCCCCUCAGCAGGUUACAGUCCUCACCGUGGGAAGCCAGAACAGCACUUCUAUCAGCAUCUCCUGGGACCCCCCUCCGCCGGACCACCAGAAUGGUAUCAUCCAAGAGUACAAGAUCUGGUGCCUCGCGAACGAGACGCGCUUCCACGUCAACAAGACGGUGGACGCCGCCAUUCGCUCGGUGGUGGUGGGCGGGCUGCAGGUGGGCAUGGUUUACCGGGUGGAAGUGGCCGCCAGCACCGGCGCGGGGGUGGGGGUCAAGAGUGAACCCCAGUCCGUCGUUAUCGGCAAGGCCUUCCAGGACGUGAUCAUCCACGGCAACCGCAACAACAGCAUCACGGAGCAGAUCACCGACGUGGUCAAGCAGCCCGCCUUCAUCGCCGGCAUCGGCGGCGCCUGCUGGGUCAUCCUCAUGGGCUUCAGCGUCUGGCUGUACUGGCGCCGGAAGAAGAGGAAGGGCCUGAGCAACUACGCAGUUCAAUCCUUCACCUUCACCCCUGCAGUGACGUUCCAGAGAGUCGACGGCGGCCUGAUGAGCAAUGGGAGUCGGCCAGGCUUACUGAAUGCCAGCGACCCGGGGUACCCCUGGUUGGCGGACUCCUGGCCCGCCACCAGCUUGCCUGUCAACGGCAGUUCCGUGGGACCCAAUGACCUCACCAACUAUGGCCGAGGAGAUAUCCCGAGCGGCCAGGGGGAUAAGACGGGAACCAUGCUCUCGGACGGAGCCAUCUACAGCAGCAUCGAUUUCACCACCAAAGCCAACUACAGCGGCCCGGGCCAAGCGUCGCAGGCCACCCCGUACGCCACCACUCAGAUCCUGCACACCAGCAGCAUCCACGAGCUGGCCGUGGAGCUGCCCGAGGCCCAGUGGAAGGCCUCGUUGCAGGCCAAGCAAGAGAUGGCCAACUUGGGCUACUCGCUGCCCGACAAGAACUCCUGUAACAACACCCUCCUUUUCAUUCCCGACUACCGACUGACCGACGGGCUGUCUAAUCGAAUUCCGCACAACCAAUCGCAAGAUUUCAGCACUACCAGCUCUCACAACAGCUCAGAGCGAAGCGGCAGUCUCUCAGGUGGUAAAGGAGGGAAGAAGAAGAAGACAAAGGCCGGUUCCAAGCCCGCUAAAGCCAACGGUUCCAACUGGGCUAACGUCCCCUUGCCCCCUCCUCCUAUACACCCUCUUCCGGGCACCGACAUGGACCGCUAUCCCAACGAGCACCACGACGGAGGAGGGUACGAGAGCGACGGCUGGGGUCCGCCGAUGCCCGUGCAGACCUACCUCCACCAGGGCAUGGAGGACGAGCUGGAGGAAGAGGAGGAGCGGGUGCCCACCCCGCCCGUCAGGGGCGUGGCCUCCUCCCCGGCCGCCGUCUCCUUCGGCCAGCGGUCCGCGGCCACGCUCACGCCCUCCCCUCGGGACGAGAUGCAGCCCAUGCUCCAGGCCCAUCUGGACGAGCUGACCCGGGCCUACCAAAUGGACAUGGCCAAGCAGACGUGGCACGUGCAAGGGGGGUCCCUGCCGCCCCAGGCUCCGGCCCCUCCGGCGGGCUACACGUCAAGCACAAUGGUGUCCGACCUGGAGACGGACCUGGCGGACGACGACGAGGAGGACGAUGACGAGGAGGAAGAUGAAGGCUACGGAGCCAGGCAACCCCGCGGAAUCGAGCACACGCCGGGCUCCAGCAUGGACAACCUGGACAGCUCUUUGACAGGCUCCAUGGCGAACGGCUGGGGCUCGGCCUCGGAGGACGAGCGCAAUUUCUCCAGCCACCGCUCCAGCUUGGCUAGCUCGUCCGACGGCUCCAUCUUUACCCACUGCAGCUUUGCCCGGGCCCUGGUGGCCGCUGCGGACAAGGCGGGCUACCGGCUGGACGGCACCAGCCUCAGCAAGCGCGGUCGGUGUAAAAGAGACAAAGGCUUGUCCCACAGGCACCGGCCCGGCAGUCCGUUCUCGACAGAUGGCAGCACAGUGGGAACGCAUAGCCUAGGCCACCAGAGAGCCCAGCGGCCGGCGCGCAAACCCCGGAACCUGGGCACGGCACCCCACCGCAGAGAUGCCGGUGCAGACGACCUACCUCCGCCACCCGAGCCCCCGCCCGGCCAGGGCCAGACUCGGGCCCAAACAGGUCGCUGCAUCAACGGCGUGAUCCCCCCUCCGGAGAGGAAGGCGACGUCCCUGGAGCGCCCGCCCGUGUCCGGUGCGCUGGACGACAGGCAGAUGGCACGCGCCGCUCUGGAACAUCAUCGCCAGGCUCAAGAGCGACCGGGCCCCACGGAGAGAGCCGACGACGGUCGCAGAGGCCACAAAAACGAGGAAGCUUGCCUGCCGUACCAUAAACCGUCCUUCCCGUCCCCGGGCGCCCACAGCUCGUCGGGCACCGCCUCCUCCAAGGGCUCGACGGGGCCCCGCAAGACGGACGGCCCCCGGCAGCCGCAGCAGUGGACGGCCAUGGAGCACGCCGACUUCCUGGGGACCAACGGACAAGGGCAGUACUCAGGAGAGUUAUAGUGUUCCACUUGGCUGAUGAUCUGGCAAAACGAACGACAGUGACGCCCCGCCCGCCCCCCCGACCUCGCAGCCCACCCCCCUCCUCGUCGUCGUCAGGGGCGACGACGAGGACGUCUUGUCCGUCCUGGUUUUGUCAUCUUUGUGGACUGAGGGGCGGACACCCCGGUGGCAGGAACGGCGGGGUCGUCACGAGCGUGCAUAUUUGACGUACGAUGUAUAGACACAGACAUAUUGUACAUCUCACUAUGGUUUUGGUCUUUUCUUCUUUUUGUCCGAAAAAACACACACUUCCUGGUGACCGCCCUUUUUUAAAGUUGUAAAUAUCUUCUUUCAACUUGCUGUUGCUAUGCAAGCCUCCAACAAUUCCUUUUUGAAUAAUUUGGGUUUAUUAUUGUAUUAUAUGUGAAUGGUGUGGCUGCUGUGCCAUAAAAUUGUCGUUUUUUUUUUUUUUUUAAAACAAUCUGUUCAUAGUUGCCAUUAAUUAUUGUACUUAUUAUUAUUAUUAUUCUGAUUAAUUAUUGUUUUUUGCACUGCAACUUUUUGGUGAUAAGCACAAAAAAAGACCAUAGCUCCUGCUGACAUGAAGAAGAAGAUGAUGUGAAGAUGUGAAGAGGAGUUUCUGUACUGUAAAGAGAAGAAGAAUUAUAUACAGAGAAAUGUACAGAGAUGUUUUGUUUUUAAAGCUUGGCGGCAAGUCGAGGCAGACAGGAAGUUCCCGAGGCUCGGAGAGGAAACUGUCACUUUAAGGCCACCGAUGACAUGGUCGAUGCUCAUUUUGUUUUCACAUUUUGACUUGGUUUUUUUCCUGAUUUGAUGUUUGAGCACUUAUGCAAAUGUGGAGCGUCGCCAAUUGUUUACUUUCAUUUACGGUUUUUAUUUGUCCAUGUCUUUUCUUUUGGCUUAUUGUUGAGGAGCACUUAGCUUGUUUUGCGCCAACAUUUAUGUUCCCCGCCCUCAUCCGAGCCACUUGCACAUCGGCCGCCUGUGCGCAGCUUUGACAAGUUCCUCGUUCAAUCCCGACCGAGAUUUGAACAUCGUGAACGUCGGAAAGCCUGACACGCGUAUGCACACGCGCGCACACAAACAUGCAUACACACACACACACACACACACAGCCGUUUGCCGACGACUAAAUCCUGCUGCUUUACAAUGUUUUUUCUUUUAAGUUUCACAUUCAGGAUUUUUGUCGAUUGUAAUUUUUUUUUUUUACAAAUUUAUUUUUUAUUACAAGAGUAAAGUCGUCCAUUGUUCAAAUUAGGAUGAUGAUUGAAAAUAAAGUCAUAAGUCCACAAAUGGAAUUUUCACAUUCAUUCUCGUAAAAAAUUGCAUUUACAUUUAUUUACCUGUGAUCUUACUUUAAUCUCAUUAAAAAAAAUGUUUUUUUUUUUACUCCUAAUAUUAAGGCUUUUUAACAUCAUGGCCCUUAUUGUAAUGUUGCAACUUUAUUCACUAAUUGAUUCUUGUUAAAUGGAACGUGCCACUUUAUUUCUUGGAAAAUUGUAUUCUUUUAAUCAUAACAAUAAUCAACAACAUUUUAUAGAACAAAAACUGUUAUGGAAAAACGUGUAAUUUAAUGAAAAUCAAUUCAGAAUAUUACCAAAAUGAAAUCAACAUUUUAAAAAGUGAGAUAUAAAAGUUCGAAUAUAAUGCAAAAAAAAAGUCUUCAUUUUACAAGAAAAGGGUACAAUUUUCAGACAAUGCAUUUGUAAUGUUAUGUAAAAGUUCCCAAUGCGAAUACAAUUGCAAUUUUAGGAGAAUGAAGUUGUAAUAUUAUGAGGAAAAACACGUAAUUAAUGAGUAUGAAUGCGUCCUUUUCAAUGCCCGUGCCGUCUUAUUUCAAGAAGCUUCGCGCGUGCGCACUCACGCAACAAUCCAACAUCAGAUGAUGUCGUCCUUGUUUCUUUGUUUGCCUUUUGCCAAAACGCUGCUGCUUUACAACACCGUUUUCAAUGUUCAUGUUCAGGAUUUUUAUGCUUCGAUGACAGUUUUUUUUUUUCAUAUACCGCUAAAGGGUUCAAAGGUUGUUGUGAUGGUUCAUUCAUUUAAAUCGGCACAGUGGCCAGUGUUUCUGGAAAUGAGGUGCACGAGCGUAUCUCAGGUUAUUUUACAAUUGUUUGUGGUGUUUAUGUAUAUAUAUAUAUAUAUAUAUAUAUAUACAUAUAUACACCUAUACGAUAUAUCCAUACGCAGUCCCCCACAUUCCGACAAAAAAGAAGACCAAAUUGAAAUUUCUAAUGUCUAAUAAUCGUGUUUCCCUUUCUUUUACGUUGACACCACAACCUCCUUUUGUAUUUAUUUAAAAAAAAAAAUGCUGAUAAAAAGUAUUGUGGAAUAUGCAUAACAAUUUGUGGUGUAUGAAAUGUUUUUUUAAUUUUUUUUUUUUUUGAGUGUUUGAGGAGGAGCCAAAAUUCUUGACUCUUUUUUUUUUUUUCCCCGAUAUUGUUGGUUCUUUGUAGCCUUUCUUGUGUGUGUUGCCUUUUUCUUAAUAAAAAAAAAAAAAAAAAAAAGAAAAGAAAAGGAAAAAAACUGGUUCAAAAAGUGGUCGGGUGUAAUCUUUGUGUACAGUCCCGAUCCGCCGUUCGUUCAUUUGGUUUGUAAGCCACCUCCUCUUCCUCCUCUUCCUCCUCCUUCUGUAUUCACUUGCAUGUCCUCCUCGUCCCCAAAAAGAAUUGACGGUCGUACACAUCUCGCCAUGUUCCUGUAAGAUACAAAUGAUCCGUGUUCUUUUUGUUGCCCUUGUACCCGCCUCAAUAUCAAAUAAAAUAUUUUUGAAAAAGGA
Messenger RNA from Phyllopteryx taeniolatus (common seadragon), 8469 nucleotides. It is a transcript of the gene robo2, whose product is annotated as roundabout, axon guidance receptor, homolog 2 (Drosophila). The coding region runs from base 933 to 5690 and encodes 1585 amino acids. Gene Ontology annotation, cellular component: plasma membrane; axon. The record is from RefSeq and is a predicted model, not a curated record. Gene Ontology annotation, biological process: cell-cell adhesion; axon guidance. The transcript is spliced from 31 exons. Lineage: Eukaryota; Metazoa; Chordata; Actinopteri; Syngnathiformes; Syngnathidae. Gene Ontology annotation, molecular function: protein binding.